Aspergillus welwitschiae is the source of this 680-nucleotide messenger RNA. RefSeq lists its product as uncharacterized. The record is from RefSeq and is a predicted model, not a curated record. The transcript has a single exon. The coding region runs from base 415 to 678 and encodes 87 amino acids. NCBI's taxonomy places the organism in Eukaryota, Fungi, Ascomycota, Eurotiomycetes, Eurotiales, Aspergillaceae.
GGCUCUAAAAGGCGAAAUAAGCUUGUCGGUCGAAAAGUGUUAUUAACCUCUGCUCCACAGAGAGCAAGACCAGGUGGCCUCCGUCCACUCUUCAUAUCCAACCCGCAUUUCAAAUUAACUCAUGGAAGUUGAUAGCGCGAGGACAUAGAUUGUGGUACUAUUGUGCAAUGGCAUUGGUGGGAGGCCGCCUUGGGCACUCCGGAGAAAUUCAGCCGUGUCUCACUCUCACUCAACAUAUUUGCCGCUGCUACUUGAUGCAGUGAGAAGUGGGUAUUUUGGAGCUCAAGACCUGCUCAAAGAAAAAGCAGAGGCAAAGGAGCCACUGAUCUAGGCCCAGUCUAUACGAGCGAAAGCAUCUGCCUUGGGACCAAUACCCUGAUGAUCACGCAACUUAUCUGUUGACGGAUAUAUGUGAUGCAAUGGUCAUUCUUUGCUAAACUUGCAGUCAAUGGACAGGUGUUUUAUUGUCCUCCUUUUCAUUGGCGGAAAAUUUCAUGGAAAAGCUACUAUGGCAGCACUGGGUCAGUUGAAUUGACCCAUACAAUGAAGAUAGACCCUUUGCGUAUUGCUGAAAGGUGUGAGUGCGGGACAAAAGGAUACCUGUGGGCAACUGAAUGGGCGAGAAGACCGAAUGGUUCGUCCAAAGGCACAGGAAGUACUCAGAUGAGACUGGUUUGAAG